Messenger RNA from Dendrobium catenatum, 1584 nucleotides. RefSeq names its product transcription factor bHLH145. Lineage: Eukaryota; Viridiplantae; Streptophyta; Magnoliopsida; Asparagales; Orchidaceae. The transcript is spliced from 2 exons. The record is from RefSeq and is a predicted model, not a curated record. Gene Ontology annotation, molecular function: protein dimerization activity. The coding region runs from base 165 to 986 and encodes 273 amino acids.
GCUGAGUAUUUCCGCCACCUGCUGAAGCCUGUCACGUAGAUUAGCUUCAGUGCUGCAGUUGAUUUAGAUAAAAAUUUCGUUUUUACUGUCUUUGAGAGAGAGUCGGCGCUCGACGAGCUCUCUGUUUCUUGGUUGGAGAUUUCAGAUUUGUUUUUACUGCAUUGAUGUGGAAAUUUAGUAACUUCAACUCAGGCAAUUCACUCUGGCCUCCUGAUGCUGGACAGCAACAGAACUCAGUUAAUCCUUAUGGCUGUUCUCUCUCUGUCAAUCCAAAUUGCCCAUUACCUGAUUUUGGAACUCAGGAGAGCUUCUUUCCCUUCAAUUCUUCCCUUUACCCGUCAUUGAAUCCUGUUAUUGGAUCUUCUGAACAAGAAGCCAUUACUCAGACAAAGAGGUUCCUUAUUUUCGAUCACUCUAGGGACCAAACUAGCUUGGUUUUUAGCUCGGUAGCUAGUCCAUUUGAGGGCUUCAAUCUGCCUCUACCUGCAAGCAAUACAACCUAUGCAGAUGCUUCCAAUUGCCACGCGAUCGAAGAGGAGGAGAUGCAGGAAGACUCGGAAGAAAUUGAUGCCCUUCUUUACUCGGACUCUGAAUGCAUGGAAGAUGAAGAAACCAGCACAGGGCACUCCCCUUUUGACAUUGCUGAAGAAGACAUUACAAGCUCCCACUUCCCAGCCAAGCGACGCAGAGUAGAUUCUUCUGAGCUGGAUGCAUCUCUCAUAGACACUGCAAGCUCUGCAAUCGCUCCUCACUCCCACUGUACACUCGAAGAAGACGACUUUGGUCCAAGCUCUGCACCCAAAGGCACUUUCAGGAGCAAGCGGGACAAGCAGGAGAGAAUUCAACGCACAGUGAGCGUCCUGAGGAGGAUUAUCCCCGGCGGCAAGGGAAAGAACACUGCUGCUGUGCUCGAUGAAGCCAUUCAAUAUCUGAAAUCGCUCAAGUUAAGAGCCAAGUCCUUCGGUACCUCGUCCUCCUCACUCUAAUAAACUUCGUAUGAACAACUUCUCCCUCCAUGGAUUAAGAACCAGCCAAUAAUCAUAAAGAAAUAAAGUCUCUUGCUGCAGAUGCGUAGCAGAAAGAAAAUGUCUUUUGACUGAGGCAGUUUGGAUCAGAUUCAUAUUGUGUUGUGGUUGGCUCUUCAGGCCUUUUGCUUUAUUAGCGUGUGAGAAGGCAAACUUUCAGCUUUCUCUGUAUGGUGCUCUACCCCCUUGCUACAGGUAGUGGAUAUAGUGUGAUUGUAUGAUGGUUGCUGCUUUCCAUUUAAGCUCUUUGCUGUUCUUGUUUUGGCCAUGGAGAUUGGCGGAAGAAGCAGGUUGUCUGUAUCAUUAUUGAUGAUGGGGAGGGGGACCAGUGGAGAUCGGCCAUGAAGCUUCUAGGGAGGAUUUAAUUGCUUCAUGGCUAGUUAUUUAUGUUAGCGUGUGGCUUUAUAUGUUGUGAUUUUGUGUAAACUUUCUGUGUUUUGAUGUCUGUGCUAUUAUGUUUGUGGUUUGUGUUGAAAACUCUUAUGAUGACUAUGAGUUUUAUAAAUGACAAUCACUAUCAUUGCAGGAAAAUAAAUUUAAGUCUGUCAUUCACUGAGUA